Synchiropus splendidus (mandarinfish) is the source of this 4672-nucleotide messenger RNA. It is a transcript of the gene arhgap4b, whose product is annotated as Rho GTPase activating protein 4b. The coding region runs from base 371 to 3082 and encodes 903 amino acids. Gene Ontology annotation, cellular component: cytoplasm. The transcript is spliced from 23 exons. Gene Ontology annotation, molecular function: protein binding. Gene Ontology annotation, biological process: negative regulation of cell migration; signal transduction. The record is from RefSeq and is a predicted model, not a curated record. Lineage: Eukaryota; Metazoa; Chordata; Actinopteri; Syngnathiformes; Callionymidae.
UGCAUGGGAGAGCGUGCUCUCUGACAUGAUACCUCACUGGUAUUUGGUAGUGCACACCUCCUGCUUGCUGAAACAGACGGCAUCACUUUGACUUGACUGGCAUCGGCUUCGUGAGCUCACUAAACUGACCUGGAUCGUCCUGGAUUAUGAAUCACAGUGAAAACCAGCAGAUUUUAUGGACACGCCGACCCCUGUGACAUCCCUGGCCAGUGCAGCCAAGCGACUCUGUUUAUGUGCCGCACAAAGCUGUCGAUCAGCUAGGCCAAGGGGUCAGGGAAGAAGGGGCAGGGACUGUGGAGCGGGAGCCGCUUCUGAGGUUCAAAGGUUCCUGAAGAGGAGGCCCUGAGGCGAAGACGAAAAGAGCUCAACAAUGAUGACAUCACAUGGAAAACUGAGGCGGGAGAAGGGGAGUCUGGCGGAGUACGAGUCUCAAAUGAAAGACUUGCGGACACAGCUGACCGACCAGUUGAAGAUUUUAGACUCUCAAGUGGAAGUGAAACAGCAGCAGCUGUCGGACCUCUCGGAGUUCCUCCGUCGUCGAGGUGACAUCGAAGCCGAAUAUGCUCGGGCUCUUGACAAACUCACAGAGAGGUUCACGCACAAAACUAAAAAGAAGGAGCAGUGGGGUCAGUCUGUCUGUCAUGUCUGGUCUGUUUUGCUGACACAGACUCGGCUUGAAAGUCGUGAGCAUGCAGCUCUAGGUGACACCUGCUGCAAUACACUAACACAGCGGCUGAUCCACAGCACGGAGGACGCGCACCGCCUGCACAAACGGAGCAAAGAAGUUGGAACGCAGAUGCAGGAUGAGCUGAUGAAGGUGACGACAGAGAUGCAGACGGCCCUGAAGACCUAUAACCAGUACCACACUGACUGUCUCAUCGCCGAGGGGAAACUGAAGGAGGCGGAGCGCUUGGAAGAGAGACACACCGGCAAGUCAGCUGACCUCGGCCUCGGCCAAUCAGGAGCGAGACGUAGCUCUGUCAAAAAGAUGGAGAGAUUAAUGGAGAAGAGGCACGGCAGAGUGCAGGAGACCCAGCUGAAGUGCACCAAGGCCCGCAAUGACUACCUGCUAAAUUUAGCCGCAGCCAACGCAGCAAUGAACAAGUACUACCUGCAGGACAUCAGUACUCUCAUUGAUUGUUGUGACCUCGGUUUCCAUCUCUCUGUCGAGAGGGUUAUGAAAUGCUACCUGGCCAGCAGGUGGCGCAUCCAGAAGACAGAGGAAAGUGGGCUAAAGCAGUUGGAAUCUGCUGUGACGUCACUGGACCAGGGAGGCGACAGGGAUGCGCUGCUUCAGCAACACGACUCCGCCUUCUGCCUUCCUUUCAGGUUCAACUACCACCCGCAUGAAGGAGACCAGGUGUGCGAGGUUAGUGCGGAGAGCCAGGUCCGGUACGAGCUGGAGACACGUUUCCAGCAGCUUCAGUCUCGGCUGGCUGCCGUCACACUGGAAACAGAGGAGGUCAGUAAGACCCUGAAAGCGACGCUCAGCGCCCUGCUGGAAAACAUAUGCGACAGCGACAGUCACCCUGCGACCGACGUGCCCAGCAGCCUAUCACAUGAGCCCCCUGGAGGCAGCUCCGCCCCCAAACUUACCCUGGCGAAACGUCGGGCCAAUCAGCAGGAGACGGAGACUUUCUACUUUACAAAAGUGAAGGAGUUCCUCACCAGCAGCUCUCUCACAUCCAAACUCCAAGCCAAGCAUGACCUGCUGCAGGAGGCGAUACAGAAAGCCGAGGCUGUGGACACCGACCCCUCAAGAAUUCAGUGUCGGUCAGUGCGGGCUCGGAAGUCCAGGCCUGUUUCCCAAUUCUGCCACACAAUCUUCAACACAGGCAUUAUGUCCUACAUCCAGAGCUCUGGGCAACAGAUUCCCGUGGUGGUUGAGAGCUGUAUUCGUUUCAUAAACCUUCACGGACUUCAUCAUGAAGGAAUAUUCCGAGUUCCUGGGUCCCAGAGGGAGGUCAACCUGAUCAGAGAUGCUUUUGAAAGAGGAGAGGAUCCUCUGUCAGACAGCGAAUGUGACCUGGACUCUGUUGCAGGGGUGCUGAAGCUUUACUUCAGGGGUCUUGAGCCUCCGCUGUUCCCCUAUGACAGCUACUCCCAGCUGCUGGAGUGUGUCCAGAUCGAAGGGGUGACGGAGAAAGCAGCCCAGAUUAAAGCAAUCAUCUCCACCUUCCCUCGACCUCUCCUCAUCGUGAUGCGCUACCUUUUUGCAUUCCUAAACCAUGUUUCUCAGUACAGCGACGAGAACAUGAUGCAGCCUUAUAACUUGGCUGUCUGCUUUGGUCCAAGUCUGCUGAGAGGCCUCGACUCCGAUGAUGCUGUUGCGCAGCAACCCCAGGUCAAUGACUUGGUCAAGACUAUGAUCCUGCAGCAUGACGUCAUUUUCCCCGGCCAGUCUGAGUUAGCUGGACCUGUCUAUGAGAAGCACAUGACCCUGGAGCAGGAGUACUGUGAGCCCAUCACUGAGGAGGGCGAUGGGGAGACGGAGCCUCUGCCCUGCGAGGAUGAGUGGGAAGCCAUCUCCAUGUUUGACUAUGUGGCCCGGUCUCCAGCGGAGCUGUCCUUCAAGCAGGGGGAGCUUCUCAUCCUCCACAGCAAGGCAUCUUGUGACUGGUGGAGAGGAGAAGUGGGCGGGGUGAAAGGUCUCAUCCCGCACAAGUACAUCAGCGUCCUGGAUGGGUCAGAGCGAGUGAAGAGGGACGAGGGAGGCGGAGGAGGCAGCACUGGCAACCUGUCUUCAGAAGAUGCCCAGACUGAGAACACCAUUCGUGCUCAGGAGAGGAGACACACUCUGGAUACGGUAAGACAGGUGGGCUUCAGACCUCCAGAAAGACCUCCUCAGGUGCAGGUGGACAGAACAGCUGACAAGGAAAUGAUCAGUCGGCAGAUGAACUCGGUGUUCAAGGAGCUCCUGUCUCGCCAGCCCCCCAUGCAGCCGUCCUCUCUGACCGCCGCAGCCCUCACUGGCCCCGCCCCCUCCGCCUCCACCACCUCCUCUCUUCCCCAAGCGGCCCCGGCAGCCAAAAAAGCUGGGUUCGGCCUCAAAGGACGAGCCCUUUUCAGACCUGUGGAUUAAUGACUUUUGUGGGAAAUCUAUAUUUUUACGACACGUGUACAAAUUGUGUCUGCCAUCUCAUAGUGCCACUUGUCUCAGUGCCGUGUUCGAGUCUGUCCAGUGUGUCUGUUUUCGGAUGGUUUCUGCCUUUCUUCACCUCGCUUGGUUUUCUCGGCUUUUGUGGUUUGUUGGAGAAUCAGGUUCGAGUCACCAGUUCUUCCACUGGACUGACUUUACGACGAAUUGUUGCCAAUAGAGUGACUGCAUCAUAAAAACCUCCUUUUAAGUUGUCCCCUAGUGGCAGGUCUGAGAUCAGCAUGUCAAUAUACUUGAGUUCCAAACCUGAUCUGGGACCUGUGUCUGGGAGUGCCUUUGAUAUUGUGCUUUCAUUUGAAUAUAUACUGUAGUUUUUUUAGUAUUCACAACGUCAUGGAGCUGGUCAUGUGACGCGCGGUGAAACAGAAACAUCCUCCCAUGCUGUGAUUCGUGGUCUCAAGCGCAGGCCGAAACUCAGGGCUUUUGCAGAGUUAGAUUCAGAUUUGGAUUGGAGAUAUUUCAGUGUCGGUUUCUCACUCAGGGCUGUGCUUAUUCAACUGGAAACUGUGCCCCGGCUUCGCCAGACUAAUCGCUCCCAUGUCGAAGAAGACCUGGCUGAAAUGUGAACUUAUUGGUGACACAUUUUUGCUCCUGUUAAUAUUUCGCCCCAUUCACUUUAAGCUGUUUGGCCACGUAUUCCUCACGAGUCCUCACGCUGCCAUGUCUUCAUUGUUUAAACAAAUGGUUCUGUUCUGUUUUGAAUAAUUCUGCUUCAAUUGUUUUAAUAUUUUGGAUCUCUGUUUAAUGUCACCAGAUUAACUGUAUCAAAUUCUAAAUGUUGUUCGACCAAAAUAUGAAUAAAGCAAAGCUGAUAAUGUGACAGAUGACGUUGAUUUUAAAGGCUAGCCAUUUGUUUCGCUGGUUAGGUUCAAGGUUUGUGACCUUAAAUCCACUCCACCACUAACUGAUGUUGUCUAUUUUUUUCUCUCCCAAGUGAAAAGGAAUUUACUCCUAAAAACACGGAGCAACCCAGGUGUCAUGCAAACAAUCUCAUCCCUCCCAGUGGGUGUGUUUUGACCUACUGAACCGCCAUCUCUCUGCUGUAAAAUGAUCAUUCUCCUCCUGAAAUAACCCACUGACUCACCCCUCCGCCGAGGCGAUCCACGGCAUCAGCGCUCUGAGCCAUUGACAACUGUGUGUGAGAAUCUGUGUCUGGACUCGUACUUGCCAGAUCAGCUCCCAGGGCCUUUGUGAUUAAGCGGACCACUUGAUCUCGGUGACAUUCUCCAUUAACGCCCCCUGCAUGGAUUCCCGCCCACCUCCUCUCCCCGCUGUCCCCGGUGCUGUUCUCUGGGAUUAAUUCAGCACUUUGAAGUUUGGUAAGUCUGGGCCAGCUAUUCUCUGUCCUGCUUCAGUGACUAGCACAAGCAUUGAGCUUUCAAUACACGAGUGGCGCCAGGCCGAAGCCAGUUCCUCUUCUGAGUAGAAACCGAUGCAUUUUCAGCGAGCACAUGAACUUUCCACUCUCCUACUUCAAAAUAACCAAAUGCUAUUUUCAGAUAUUGCAGCGACUUC